CUCCCGCCCCCCCCACCCCGCUGCCCGCUUCGACUACCGCGGAGAUUGCCGGGGAGAGCCGUUUGGGGAGCCCCGGAACCCGCGGUCGCCACCGCGGCGGCGGCCCCGGGCUGGCGGCGUCCGGGCGCUUCUUUCCUCCCGCCGCUCGGACCGCACAGCUCGCCGCCUUCUUGCCCUGCCUGGGCUCCGGAAACCCAAUGCACACCCCAAAGAGGUAUUUUUAUAGGGGCGGCUAUGAUGAGUGGGCCCUGGAGAUGUGAAACGGGUGUUCUUUAGGUUCCCACCCUGGCAUUUCCAGCGACGGUUUAAAAUAGCCCAAGUAUUGUGACUCCUUGCUUUUCUGUGAAAAUGGGAGACCUUCACGGUGAACUGUUAACUGAGGAGGUUCUGAAAGAAAGGCAGACGGGUUUGCUAUAGGAGGUAAAAUGCACACUUGCUGCCCCCCAAUAACUUUGGAACAGGACCUUCACAGAAAAAUGCAUAGCUGGAUGCUGCAGAGUCUAGCGUUUGCUCUAACAUCUCUCGUCCUUUCGUGUGCAGAAACCAUCGAUUAUUAUGGGGAAAUCUGUGACAAUGCAUGUCCUUGUGAGGAAAAGGACGGCAUUUUAACUGUGAGCUGUGAAAACCGGGGGAUCAUCAGCCUCUCUGAAAUUAGCCCUCCCCGUUUCCCAGUCUACCACCUCCUGUUGUCUGGAAACCUUUUGAACCGUCUCUAUCCCAAUGAGUUUGUCAAUUACACCGGGGCUUCAAUUUUGCAUCUGGGUAGCAACGUUAUCCAGGACAUUGAGACUGGGGCUUUCCACGGGCUGCGGGGUUUAAGGAGAUUGCAUCUGAACAAUAAUAAACUGGAACUUCUGCGAGAUGAUACCUUCCUCGGCCUGGAGAGCCUGGAGUACCUACAGGUCGAUUACAAUUACAUCAGUGUCAUUGAACCCAAUGCUUUUGGGAAACUGCAUUUAUUGCAGGUGCUUAUCCUCAAUGACAAUCUCUUGUCCAGUUUACCCAACAACCUCUUCCGUUUUGUGCCCUUAACGCACUUGGACCUGCGGGGGAACCGGCUGAAACUUCUGCCCUAUGUGGGGCUGUUGCAGCACAUGGAUAAAGUUGUGGAGUUACAGCUGGAAGAAAACCCCUGGAAUUGCUCCUGCGAGCUGAUCUCUCUCAAGGAUUGGUUGGACAGUAUCUCCUACUCAGCCCUGGUGGGGGAUGUGGUUUGUGAGACCCCCUUCCGCUUACACGGCCGGGAUUUGGACGAGGUGUCCAAGCAGGAACUUUGCCCAAGGAAACUUAUUUCAGAUUAUGAGAUGAGGCCACAGACGCCUUUGAGCACCACGGGGUAUCUACACACUACCCCAGCCUCGGUGAAUUCCGUGGCCACUUCUUCCUCUGCUGUUUACAAACCCCCCUUAAAGCCCCCUAAGGGGACUCGCCAACCCAACAAGCCCAGAGUGCGCCCCACCUCUCGGCAGCCCUCCAAGGACUUGGGCUACAGCAACUAUGGCCCCAGCAUCGCCUACCAGACCAAAUCUCCGGUGCCUUUGGAGUGUCCCACCGCGUGCACUUGCAACCUACAAAUCUCCGAUCUGGGCCUCAACGUCAACUGCCAGGAGCGCAAAAUCGAGAGCAUCGCGGAGCUGCAGCCCAAGCCCUACAACCCCAAGAAGAUGUAUCUGACGGAGAACUACAUUGCGGUUGUGCGCAGGAGCGACUUCCUGGAGGCUACGGGGCUGGACCUCCUACACCUGGGCAACAACCGAAUCUCCAUGAUCCAGGACCGCGCUUUCGGCGAUCUCACCAACCUGAGGCGCCUCUACCUAAAUGGCAACAGGAUUGAGAGGCUGAGCCCGGAGUUGUUCUAUGGCCUGCAAAGCCUGCAGUAUCUCUUCCUCCAGUACAAUCUCAUACGUGAGAUUCAGUCUGGGACUUUCGACCCGGUCCCAAACCUCCAGCUGCUAUUUCUGAAUAACAACCUCCUGCAGGCCAUGCCCUCAGGCGUCUUCUCAGGCCUGACCCUUCUCAGGCUGAACCUAAGGAGUAACCAUUUCACCUCCUUGCCCGUGAGUGGAGUUCUGGACCAGCUCAAGUCACUCAUCCAAAUCGACCUGCAUGACAACCCUUGGGAUUGUACCUGCGACGUGGUGGGCAUGAAGCUGUGGGUCGAACAGCUCAAAGUGGGUGUCUUGGUGGAUGAGGUCAUCUGCAAGGCGCCCAAGAAGUUUGCGGAGACCGAUAUGCGCUCCAUUAAGUCGGAGCUGCUGUGUCCAGACUACUCUGACGUGGUGGUUUCCACGCCCACGCCCUCUUCCAUCCAGGUUCCGGCGAGGACCAGCGCGGUGACCCCCGCGGUCCGGUCGAACAGCACCGGGGCCCCCGCGGGCUUGGGCGCGGGGGGAGGUGCGUCGUCGGUGCCCCUGUCGGUGUUGAUUCUCAGCCUGCUGCUGGUUUUUAUCAUGUCCGUCUUCGUGGCCGCCGGGCUCUUCGUGCUGGUUAUGAAGCGCAGGAAGAAGAACCAGAGCGACCACACCAGCACCAACAACUCCGACGUGAGCUCCUUCAACAUGCAGUACAGCGUAUACGGCGGCGGCGGCGGCGCGGGAGGCCACCCGCACGCGCACGUGCACCACCGUGGGCCCGCGCUGCCCAAGGUGAAGACGCCCGCGGGCCACGUGUACGAGUACAUCCCCCAUCCACUGGGCCACAUGUGCAAAAACCCCAUCUACCGCUCCCGAGAGGGCAACUCCGUGGAGGAUUACAAAGACCUGCACGAGCUCAAGGUCACCUACAGCAGCAACCACCACCUGCAGCAGCAGCCGCCGCCGCCGCCGCCGCCGCCGCAGCCGCAGCAGCAGCCCCCGCCGCCUCUGCAGCUGCAGCCGGGGGAGGAGGAGAGGCGGGAAAGCCACCACUUGCGGAGUCCCGCCUAUAGCGUCAGCACCAUCGAGCCCCGGGAGGACCUACUGUCGCCGGUGCAGGACGCCGACCGCUUUUACAGGGGCAUUUUAGAACCAGACAAACACUGCUCCACCACCCCCGCCGGCAACAGCCUCCCGGAAUAUCCCAAAUUCCCGUGCAGCCCCGCUGCUUACACUUUCUCCCCAAACUAUGACCUGAGACGCCCCCAUCAGUAUUUGCACCCGGGGGCAGGGGACAGCAGGCUGCGGGAACCGGUGCUCUACAGCCCUCCCAGUGCUGUCUUUGUAGAACCCAACCGGAACGAGUAUCUGGAGUUAAAAGCAAAACUAAACGUUGAGCCGGACUACCUCGAAGUGCUGGAAAAACAGACCACAUUUAGCCAGUUCUAAAAGCAGAGAAACUCCCUGGGAGCUUUUGCAUUUAAAACAAACAAGCAAGCCGACACACGCGGUGAACGCAUUUGAUUAAUUGUGUUGUUUCAACGUUUAGGGUGAAGUGCCUUGGCACGAGAUUCUCAGCUUGGGCGGAAGAUACUGAAAGGGUGUGCACUUUCCUUUUACUUUUUACACGUGGGGGAAACAUUUGUGUAAACUGGGCACAUCGAUUUCUCUUCUCUUCUCUUCUUGUGGGGGAGGGGAGCAGAAGGGUUUACAGAGGGCCGUUUGCUGCGCAAGUGACUUGCUAACGGUCGCAGUUGUUCUUGUGGUGUUUGGAAGUGCCAUUAAGAACGGUGGAAGAUGGCAGCGCAGAGAUUCUACUCUUCCUCUUUUGUUCCCUUUCCCUCCUCUUCUUCCCCGCGCCCCUUUAAGCCAUGGGUGGGUCUAAAUGGCUUUUGUGGAGAGAUUAGCACACCCCAACUUUAGUAGAAAGUUUGUUCUCUCUCUGUCCUUCCCCCUCCCCCUCCUCUCUCUUUCUCUGCCUCCCUGCCUUCCUCCCUCCUAUCUCAUUACUUUUCCUUUCUUUUUAAAGGAUGUGUUUGUAUGCAUUCUGGACAUUUGAAUUAAAAAACAAAAGUAUUGUGAUCUGGAAAAUGAUCACCAUAGAUGUGGACGAAUCAUUAAAAUUACAGAGCUAUAUGAUCCAUAAUUGAUUAGUCAAAAUAACUUAUUGAUGAAAUAUACAAAUAUUUUAUUGUAGCACCUAUUUUUAUAUACACAUUUAGCAUUUCUCUUUCCUUCACUAUUUAGCCUAUGAUUUUCACAGAGGUGUUGCACUAUAUUAGGACCUGCAUUUCCAAAACAGGAGUGAUAUCAGGAAGACAUUUUAAGUCACUAAAAAUGUGGAGAACUUAAUGGGAAAAUCGUAAAGCCAAUGCAACCCACCCGAUUGGAUCUGUCAUUUAAAAAAAGAAAAAAAUAAUAACGGAUUGUAUCCCAAUGGGUAAAGGAAAAAAAUUAGGGCAAUUAAUUGGGCCAUUUGAGUAAGAAUCGUGUGCAAGUUUCUGGUUUUAUUAGAGAAGAUUUAAAAGUAUUUUUAUUAGUCAACCAAAAUGAUGUAUUGAUUUGACUACUAUUGUAGCCGAUUUUUGAUUGUUUAACCAAACCCAGUUGCAUUUGUACAGAUCCACAUGUACUGGCACCUCAGAAGACCAAAUGAUGGACUGUACAAAUCUCUAUACGAUGUCUUUAUCCCUCUGGGCAGCAAGCAAUGAUGAUGACCACAAACAGGAUCUCUGUAAGAUGGGGCUACUGUUGUUACAGUCUCAUAUGUAUCCCAGCACAUGUAAUUUUUUAAAUAGUUUCUGAAUAAACACUUGAUAACUAUGUCAAA
Neofelis nebulosa (Clouded leopard) is the source of this 4683-nucleotide messenger RNA. It is a transcript of the gene SLITRK5, whose product is annotated as SLIT and NTRK like family member 5. The transcript is spliced from 3 exons. The coding region runs from base 426 to 3302 and encodes 958 amino acids. Gene Ontology annotation, biological process: axonogenesis; regulation of presynapse assembly; positive regulation of synapse assembly. Lineage: Eukaryota; Metazoa; Chordata; Mammalia; Carnivora; Felidae. Gene Ontology annotation, cellular component: membrane. The record is from RefSeq and is a predicted model, not a curated record. Gene Ontology annotation, molecular function: protein binding.